Messenger RNA from Carya illinoinensis, 558 nucleotides. RefSeq names its product protein FAR1-RELATED SEQUENCE 5-like. The coding region runs from base 1 to 558 and encodes 185 amino acids. Lineage: Eukaryota; Viridiplantae; Streptophyta; Magnoliopsida; Fagales; Juglandaceae. Gene Ontology annotation, molecular function: zinc ion binding. The transcript is spliced from 2 exons. The record is from RefSeq and is a predicted model, not a curated record.
AUGGAUGGAGUAAUUGCAACUUACUCGGUCGAUGAUGAAAUUAAGGCUGAAGAUUUCAUUAAGGAGGUUACUUAUACUGUUUUGUUUAAUGAGGCUGAGUGUGAGGCGAACUGUAUUUGCCGGUUGUUUCAGAUGUGGGGGAUAAUUUGUAGACAUAUUCUUGUCAUCUUUUCAGCUAGGAAAGUCCGUGAGUUGCCUGAAAAGUACAUAUUAGACCGAUGGAGAAAGGACAUAAAACGUAGUUAUAGUAUUAUUCCGAGCAAUCAUGAUGUUGCUGAUCAAAGGCCAGAAACUGUUAGGUAUAAACGUCUAUUGAAGAUUUAUUAUGAGGUAAUAACAAAUGCUUGCUCUCAAGAUAGGCAUACUGAGGAUAUGGUAUCGAAGUUGUAUGCGAUGAAUGACGUAUACUGCACCUCGAAGCCCCACAACAUACAAGAUUUCAAUGUUGGAAUGCAACUCGAGAUGGAUGAAACACAGCUAGAGAUGGUAGAUGGAACACAGCCAGAGACGAGGGAUGAAAGGCAGCUGGAGACAAUAAAAAGCACCUAUGCUAGAUGA